Messenger RNA from Daktulosphaira vitifoliae (grape phylloxera), 1248 nucleotides. It is a transcript of the gene Clc, whose product is annotated as clathrin light chain. The transcript is spliced from 8 exons. The record is from RefSeq and is a predicted model, not a curated record. Bases 197 to 862 code for a protein of 221 amino acids. NCBI's taxonomy places the organism in Eukaryota, Metazoa, Arthropoda, Insecta, Hemiptera, Phylloxeridae. Gene Ontology annotation, molecular function: clathrin heavy chain binding; structural molecule activity. Gene Ontology annotation, cellular component: synaptic vesicle membrane; clathrin coat of trans-Golgi network vesicle; clathrin coat of coated pit. Gene Ontology annotation, biological process: clathrin coat assembly; intracellular protein transport; clathrin-dependent endocytosis.
UUGUAGCCUUAUCUAUAAUUGUGAGUGCCACACAAUCAUAAGUUGCUUAUUCGCUGAUCAUUCAUAAGACAGAUUCGAUAUAGUCGUAUAAAUCGUUAAUAUCAGUAAGAUAUUAAAUCGGUCUUUCAUAAUUUUUAUUAGCGUAAAAUCCAUUUCCAAUAAAUUCAAAAGUAUUAUAUUAUUUUUUUUAUUUGUAAUGGAUAAUUUUGGAGAUAAUUUUGAAGAUGGUGAUGUUGAUCCCGCUGCAGAAUUCCUAGCGCGCGAGCAGUCUCAAUUAGCUGGAUUAGAAGACGAUCUCAACACUGGAAGUAUACCAAUUGGUGUCACCCAAACAUUAUCAAAUGUAGGUUCAGGAAGCAGCUUUGAAAUAAUAGAUAGUGCAGAAAAUCAAAUGAUAAACACUGUAAAGGAAAAUGGAUUAACUAAUGGUACAACUGCUCAUAGUGAUGACGAAACCUCAUCCCCAAUAAUUACUCCUAAAGUUGAACGAGAAGAAGCUGAAAAGAUUAAAAAAUGGAGGGCUGAGCAGAAAACUUUGUUAGAAGAAAAAGAUGCCAACGAAGAAAAGAAAAAAGAAGAAUUGAGGUUAAUAGCAAAAAAAGAGUUAGAAGAAUGGUAUAAAUCACAUAAAGAACAAAUUGCUAAAACUAAAGAUGUUAACCGUGAAUCUGCAAUAAAUGCUGAAAAACAAUUUGUUGCCGAAUCUGAUGAUAUUGAACCUGGAACUGAAUGGGACCGUAUUACAAAACUUUGUGAUUUCAAUCCAAAAGCCAACCGUGCAAGUAAAGAUGUUACACGUAUGCGAUCUAUUAUUCUUCAGUUAAAACAAAUGCCUCUUAAAAAACCAUUACCAACUAAAUAAACUUCAUUAUACAUGUAUUUCUGUCAUUCCUAUACAUAGAUAAAAUGAUUUAUAAAAAAUAUUUUUAAAUGACAGUGUAAAAUCUAUUGUUUAAUACUAAUUAUUUAUUAUUUGUUUACUAUUGUUGCAAUAUAAUUAUAAAGAACUAUAUAUAUAUAUAUAUAUACUACAAACACUUAAAUUGUAUUAGUCCAUAUCAUUUUAUUUAUUAGAUUUUUUGUACAUGAAAAUUUCUGUAAUUUUAUUAAUUCCCAAGUAUUAUAGCUUCCUUAUGAAACAAAUUUUUUUUAUUAUAUUUAUUCUUGCUUAAUUAAAAAAAUUAAAUUUUUUAUUAAAGUAUCAAAUAUUUGAUUUUAUAAAUAAAUAAAAUAGUGUAUUAAAGUCAA